CUCACAUCAGAAGAAACCAAAGCGAGCAGAGCCGAGAAAACCCCAGCAGAGCUGCUCACCGACACCCAGACCCGGGGGAGGAAAAGAGCGGUGACGGAGGACACGAUACAGGCUGCAGGAUGUUCUCCUCGGUGAAGCCGUAUGAAGGCCAGCAGUUUGAGGCUCUGAGGAAACGCUGUCAGCAGAGCCGGACGCUGUUUGAGGACCCUCUGUUUCCCCCGGUGGACGAGUCUCUGUUCUACCAGACCAACCAGAUCGGGAAAGUCACCUGGAAGAGGCCGAAGGAGCUGUGUAGUGACCCUCACCUGUUUGUAAAUGGUAUCAGUGCUCAUGACCUGCACCAGGGCCGGCUGGGGAACUGCUGGUUUGUGGCCGCCUGUUCCAGCCUGGCGUCCAGAGAAGCUCUGUGGCAGAAAGUGAUCCCGGACUGGAAGGACCAGGAAUGGGACUCGAACCACCCGGAUUCGUAUGCUGGGAUUUUCCACUUCCGUUUCUGGCUGUUUGGCGAGUGGGUGGAUGUCGUGAUCGAUGAUCGGCUGCCCACCGCUAACGGUAACCUGAUCUACUGCCAUUCAAACGACAGCAAUGAGUUCUGGAGCGCACUGGUGGAAAAAGCCUACGCCAAGAUUCACGGCUGCUACGAGGCGCUGGAUGGCGGGAACACGGCGGACGCUCUGGUGGAUUUUACUGGAGGAGUUUCUGAGCCUGUUGAUCUGCUGGAGGGUCGCUUCGGUCAGGAGGAGGAGGCGCGGAACCAGCUGUUCGAUCGGGUUCUUAAAGUCCACAACAGAGGAGGACUCAUCAGCUGCUCCAUCAGGGCGACCACUCAAGCAGAUAUGGAAGCUCGUCUGGACUGUGGUUUGGUGAAAGGCCACGCCUACGCAGUUACAGACGUGCGGCGGGUUCGACUGGGUCAUGGCCUGCUGGCUUACUUCAAGUCUGAGAAGCUGAUGAUGAUCCGUAUGAGGAACCCGUGGGGUGAGAGGGAGUGGAACGGGCCGUGGAGUGACAGUUCUGAGGAGUGGCAGAAGGUCAGUAAGGGCGAGAGGGAGAAGCUGGGGGUUACUGUACAGGACGAUGGGGAGUUCUGGAUGACAUUUGAGGAUUUCAGUAAGCACUUCACAGACCUGAUCCUGUGCCGCCUCAUCAACACGUCCUACCUGAGCAUCCAUAAGACCUGGGAGGAGGCCGUGAUGAUGGGGUCCUGGAGUCGCCAUGACGACCCGCUGAGGAACCGCUCGGGAGGCUGCAUUAACAACAAAACCACCUACCUGCAGAACCCACAGUAUGUGUUUGAUGUAAAGAAGCCUGAAGAUGAGGUGCUGAUCUGUCUGCAGCAGAAGGACAGAAGAGCUCGACCUAAAGAGGGGAAAGGAGAGAACCUGGCUAUUGGUUUUGACCUUCAAAGGGUGGAGCUGAACAGGGUUUACCGCAUGCACACCAGUCAGCAGAAGCUCUGCAGCUCCGUUUAUAUAAACUCUCGCAGCGUCUUCGUCCGCAAGGACCUGAAGGAGGGCCGAUACGUCAUCAUCCCCACGACCUUUAACCCCGGCCUGCAGGGAGACUUCCUGUUACGGGUUUUUACCGACGUGCCUUCAGACUGCAAGGAGUUGACUCUGGACGAGCCUCCUCAGACGUGCUGGACGGGGUUGUGUGGGUAUCCUCAGCUGGUCACGCAGGUUCACGUGAUGAAGGGAGUGGGGCUGCAGGGGCAGGACUCGGAUGGAUCGUCUGACCCGUACAUCAUCAUCAGCUGUGAAGGGGUUAAAGUGAAAUCUCCUGCUCACAAGAGCAAUCUGAGUCCGGAGUUCGAUGUGAAGGCGCUUUUUUACAGGAAGAAACCCGGUCAGGGAAUCCACAUCGAGGUCUACAACAAGAACGUACUAAACGACUCGUUUAUGGGUCAGGUGACUCUGAGUGGUGACCUAACAGACCUGCAGCAGCAUCACACGCUCCACCUGCGGAGGAAAGGCAGCCGACAGAACAGCGACCUACCGGGCAUGCUCAGUGUGAGCGUCAUCACCAGCAACGUCCUCACUAACAUCUAAUAUCUAAUAUCUAAUAUCUAGGACCUAUCUCCCAAAAACCUCAACAUGAUGAUGAUCGGUGUGAAUUUGCUGGUCCUGUGGUAAUUCAGAAAAAAGCACUUUUUUAAAGAUUGAUGUAGAUUAUUUAGUUAUUGUUUAGUUAUAAAUUUAACAGACGUUAAAGUUUAUGUUUGUCUGAAGAUUCUUAUGGAUGUUCGGGGAAUUGUUAAUAAUGCUAAUAGACAGUUAUAAUACAAAAGAUGUCCUGAUCAAGAUUAUAAUAGAUUAUAAAGGAUCAAUUGUGACCUAUUAUUAGCCGUAUCCAGCUCCGAUCCUUUGAUCCUCAGUAUCAGCUGAUUCUUAGCUUUAAGGUUCUUUGAUCUGGACUUCCCUAACACAUCCCUAAUAAUGACCAUAAGAAAUUAUUUCAGGCAACUACGCUAAUGUUGCUAACAGUGACUGAAACAGUGACUGUUUGUUUGUUGUUAGCAACAUUUUUUUUUCUUUUAAUGGGCUUUGUUUACAUGUUCUUCUGGACCAAAAUUGCCAAUAUACAGGUGCAUCUCAAAAAAUUAGAAUAUCAUUAAAAAGUUGCUUUCUUUCAGUUAUUUAGUUAAAAUUGUGAAACUUAUAUAUUAUAUAGAUGUAUUAAACACAGAGUGAUCUAUUUUAAGCGGUUAUUUCUUGGGAAUGUGGAGAUGUGGAUUUCAUUUUCCAGCAGGACUUGGCACACUGCCCACACUGCUAAAAGUACCAACUGGUAUUAUCUAAUAUUGCAUUUUAAUUUUCUAAGACACUGAUUUUUGUGUUUUCAUUGUCUGUAAGCCAUAAUCAUCAGCAAUAAAAUAAAUAAACGCUUACAAUAGAUCACUCUGUGUUUAAUACAUCUAUAUAAUAUAUGAGUUUCACAUUUUGAACUGAAUUACUGAAAUAAAGUAACUUUUCAAUGAUAUUCUAUUUUUUUUUGAGAUGCACAAGUAGUUGUUUCUUUCUUAGUUUUAGUAAAGGUUGUAUUUUAUAACUGCAGAAACUUGAUUUUCCAAUAUAUAUAUAUAUAUAUAUAUGCCACUUUACAGCCAGGAAGGCAAUUCCUCUCUUACCUCCUGUGUACACAUAUCCAAAUCUUUAAAAAAUUGAAAUAUUUUCAAUUUUACACAGAGACCAAAACGCUUGCAUGAGCAUUCUUGAACUGUAGGUGGCGAUAUAACAUCAGAGAGAGAGAAGUCAACAAAAAGGGUUAAAUCCCAAAUUACACACUGCUCCCUUAGUAGUGUACUAUGCAAGUCAGGAACAUUUCUAAAGAAUCAUAGAGAAAUCUAGAGCUAUCUGUGUGUAGAUCCUGUGUAGAUUCUGGUACACUAAUAGUCAAAAGUUUGGACACACCUUAAAUUCAAUGUUUUUUCUUUAUUUUAAAAUGUUCUGCAUUGUAGAGUAUUACUACAGUCAUCCAAUCUAUAAAGAAACCAGAAUAUGUUUUACAUUUUAGAUUCUAUAAAGUAGCACCUCUUGCAUAGAUUAGACAGUUUUGCACAUCUCUGCUGGAUUUUCUCAGUCAGCUUUAUGAUGUAGAGUCACCUGGAAUUCAGGCUUUCAGUUAACAGCUGUGCUGAACUCAUCAAGAGUUAAUUACUUGAAUUUCUUGUCUCUUAAUAAAGUGUUUGAGAGCAUCAGUUAAAGUAAAGUAGUGAAGAGGUAGAGUUACAGGUAUACAGUGAAUAGUGAAUAUUUGAGUAAUGUUCUAAUCCAGAUUAUGAGAAGCAAGAACUACUCAACUAAAUAAAGAUAAAAAAAUAGUUAAAAAAAAAUAACAUCAAUCAGUUUGUAACAUUUUAAGAAGUUUAAAGUAUCUUUAAGUGCAGUCACCACAAAUACCAUCAAAAAUGUUUUGAUGAAACUGGCUCUCAUCAGGAACGUCCCAGGAAAGGAAGAGCGAGAGUUUCCUCUGUUGUAGAGGAUAAGUUAAUCAGAGUUACCAGCCUCAGAAACCACAAGUUAACAAACAGCUCCCCAAAUAAGAGCACCUAAAUGCUUCUUCACAGAGUAUUUUGGUUUGUUUAACACUUUUAAGUUACUACAUGAUUCAUUAUGUUCCUUCAUAGUCUGAUAGAUCACUUCAGGAUUAGUAUGCAUUUCCAAUGCAGGAACAAAAUGAGAAUGAGAAGGUGUGUCCAAAGUUUUGACUGGUACUGUAUAUAUUUCACUAUAUUAAUAAUAAUAAUAAUACAUGUGGAUGGUGCCUUAAUGUUGGGAACUGAGUGUGAAUGCCACGUAUUCUUUCAAUUAUCAAUCAAACAUCAAAGAAAAGUCAUUAAAGGGAUUAUGCCACGUUUUUAUUUCUGUAUAAUUAAGCGAUAAACUUGGAGCCAUUCUUUUGCAGUGGUUUGUAGUGAAACUAUGAGACUAUUAUACUAUUAGACUAUAUACUGAAUAGUUUACAGUGAUAGUAAAUGGAACACAAUAUCCUCUGUAUAUAAAAGUUUUGAGUGACUAAUUCGGCCUAAAGUGUAUUUUAUAAAAGCCAGUUGUGGUCAAGAGAUGCAUGCACAGUGCAAUAAAGCCAAAAAAAAUCCCCAAAUAAAAUGUAGGGUUUCUCUAUGAUAAACAAUUUCUCCCCAAACCAAGAUUAUACAGAAAUUAUAUAUAUAUAUAUAUAUAUAUAACCUGGUCUCCCUAGUUGUUAUAUGCUCGUUUACACACUAUGGUUAUUACUCAGGAAUUCUCACUAGCAAUGUUUAGUAUUGUAUCUUAUGUUCUGAAGUCUGUAUUCCACUAUGAUCGGGGGAGAUCGCUGGUUUGAAUCCCGGUCAUGCUGCUUGCCCUCAGCUGCCGGAGCCCUGAGAGAGCACAAUUGGCCUUGCUCUCUCUCUCUGGGAGGGUACAGUAGAUGGCGCUCUUUCCCCUCAUCACUCCUAGGGUGAUGUGGAUCAGCACAAGGCUGCAUCUGUGAGCUGAUGUAUCAGAACCGAGUCGCUGCGCUUUCCUCCGAGCAUUAGCGCUGUGAUGCUACUCUGUAAUGCUGCAUCAGCAGCAGUUCAAAAAGAGGAGGAGUCUGACUUCACAUGUAUCGUAGGAGGCGUGUGCUAGUCUUCACCCUCCUUGUAUUGUGGCAUCACUAGUGACGGAGGGAGUCCUAUUGAGUGGAUUGGGUAAUUGGCCGUAUAAAUUGGGAAGAAAAUGGGAUAAAACCUUAUAAACCUAGAAAUGGGCUGAAUUAAAGUGCUGACAUAAAGUGCCUAGAGGGUUUCCAGGACUCCAGCCCACAUCAAUAGCUGUGUUCACAUUAGCAGACUAAAGUGAUUUCAAAUCAUAUCUACACUACUGGUCAAAAGUCUUAGAAUUGAUUGAUUGAAGUGGUUUGUAAUGUGAACGCAGCACAAUACACCACUUUUAGCCAGUCAUUCAAGAACGUCUGAGGGCAGUCAUUGGUUAACUCAGCUGGGUUGGAUUGGUUGGAUCCAAUCUACAGCAGGAGCAGGUUGGUGGUGGCAGUAUUUAAUCAAAGAGAUCAAAGUGUACCUGGUUAAUCCUAAUGAAGACUGAGUUUACUCCUGUUAACUGUUGUUUACUGUGUUGCCUUAAAGUGAAAUACCUUUUUAAUUAAGCAAUAAUACACUCGAGGUUCGUGCUAUAAUGUGUAAUAUUGGCACUGCUGUGCUGCGGUCGUAGGCACAAAGCUGAGUGCCCUAGAUCACCAUAGCAGUGCCAAUGUUACAUAUUAUAACAUGAACCUCGAGUGUAUUAAUGUGAUUAUACCACACUUCCAUUAUCCCUAUUUAUUAAAAAGAUUUUGAGUUAAAGAGGAGGAGAAAAUAGGAUCUGUUUGGUUAUAAAAAAACUCCGCCAGUUAAAAUAGUUCCAUUGCUGCUGUGUUUGUAGCUAUGCUGUUUGGUUUGUAAGCGCUGCAUCGUUGCUAGGUUACCUGUAAGUGGCAGAGAAAUACAUGGAGAGCUUCGGUUACAGUGCAUUACCGGCUGAUAAUGACACUCACAGAGGGUCUCUUAACCAAUCACAUUGCAGGGUUGGAAUUAACUGUGGUAUAACAUUAAAAACACUGCAGAAAUUACAGUUUGAUAGGGAGUUGAAAUCAUCUUUACCUAUUUGUAAUAGAAUAGAAUAGAAUAAAAUUACUAUUACUUUCGGGGGGGUGAUUUCACUUGCAGGGUGUGAUGUUCUGCAGUGUAAUGUAUGCUCCUUAAAGCAGAACUCUGGUGUAAAAUGGACUUUUGCUGUAGUAAAACAUGAUAAAAAGUUCUUAUCUUUGAUGAAUAGCACACCUCCGUCCAAACACCCUUCAGACUGGGUGACACGGGGCAUAAUUUACCCUGAUAAAUCACUUUUUUUCACUUAUCCAGUUCAAAGUAGCUCCACACCUCCUUGCUAGAAUCCGGAGAGCCCUGACGUUUAAAACGAGGCAUUAAUAACUUAAAAAGUGCACAAGAAGCUUAUACACUGUUUACAUCCCAUAACAAUAGCUUCAGCUCCGAGCGCCGCCAUUACUGUACUGAUAAUGACAUAGACGUAUAUACAUAGAUUCUGCAUAGCGUAGCAGCCGGCGCAAGGAGGCAGGCUAUGUGGAGUCUAUGUAUAUAUAUAUAUAUAUAUGACAUUAUCAAUGCAAAUAUGGUGGAGCAAGGAGCUGAAGCUAGCAUUAAUGGAUGUAACAGUGUUUUUAAUAAGCUUCUUGUGCACUUUUUAAGUUUUUAAUGCCUCGUUUUAAAUAUCAGGGCUCUCCGGAUUACUGGAACUUGGAAAGCUGCAGGAGAGAGGUGACUGGUUCUGUAUGUUGUUCUUAUAUUAUACAGUAUAUUCUUAUGUAUUUGUGUACAGUCCCCUAAAGAUUUAAAAUAAAGGUACAGUAAUAAUAAUAAUGAAUGAAUAAAGAUAAUAACUGGAAUAAAUCA
Astyanax mexicanus (Mexican tetra) is the source of this 6928-nucleotide messenger RNA. RefSeq names its product calpain 5a (gene capn5a). Gene Ontology annotation, biological process: proteolysis. The transcript is spliced from 13 exons. Gene Ontology annotation, molecular function: calcium-dependent cysteine-type endopeptidase activity. Lineage: Eukaryota; Metazoa; Chordata; Actinopteri; Characiformes; Acestrorhamphidae. The coding region runs from base 120 to 2048 and encodes 642 amino acids. Gene Ontology annotation, cellular component: cytoplasm. The record is from RefSeq and is a predicted model, not a curated record.